CCAAUAUUCUUUCUCUCCGGCUAUAUAGGCGGCCUACAGAUGACUGAGACUCGCGCUGACUCACAAGAGGCUAAUGUCGAUGUAGCCCUGCAGCCCGUGUCCUGGUUCCCACCAGGCGUUGUUCUUGUUACCAACACCGUCGGUUGCGGGCCGCCGCUUCCCCACUCGACCCCGACCAGCCUGGCCGGAUCAUCCGCGGAUCAUCCACGGUCCUCAACACGUAUAUUCAGCUCUUACUCUGGAACUUACCACCAUAAUCUGAAAGGCACUUCAAAGAAAACUGUGAAGAUUCAAUCCACAUAGCCCUUUUCCUACCGACCGACCGGAUUAUCCGAAGCAUUUUGAAUCAGCUUCCCUCACGUGCGCCCAUGAAGCGUAGGGCCGACAACUCUUCGGCUCCGGCCCGCCGGCAGCCACAGACGUCGUGCGACUCAUGCCGCCAGAAGAAGCUCAAGUGCGACAGAGAACAGCCAUGUGGAAGCUGCCGCGCGCGUGGCCUGCAAUGCAGCAUCGCGUCCGGCCUGAGUGUCGACCAUGGUGGCUCCAUAGCGGAAGUCCUCGCUCGCCUGGCCGCGCUGGAGCAGACCGUACUACUCAGCAAGACGACGGAUCCGCCGGCUGAUCCUAUAAACUUGAGCCGGCAAAGUCGGGCCAUCCCUCAGCCACUAACACCGCCUGUGUUGUCAAGCCGGGAACGGCGAGGCCAGCAGACUGCCGAUUUCUUCAAUGCUGCGUAUGACGGGAGCCUGCGGGCGACGACCUCCCGGGCGAGGAGGAGUCUCUGCCUGGACAUUCAAGUUGUCCACGGGCACCGGGAGAUCGUCGAGGCUGGAGGCCCACGUCCCGGCCCUUCGCGAAUACCCGUGUCGCUCGUCUCUCGGCAGGGAGCCGUGGCCAUGGUGCAUGACUUUGUCGACAAUGCCUACCACUCGUUGCCCAUCAUCCACAUUGCCUCGACUUUGACCGUCGUCAAGAAGGUCUACGACAUGCUCGGAUCGCCCGGUGGCGGGAAUGCUGUCAGUCCGGACCAUGUAGCCCUCAUCCUCGCUAUCUGUGCGGCCUGCGCCUUCUUCUGGACCGGGAAGGUGCCUUGCCGCCACAGGUUCGAGAGCGAGCAGAUCGCCGUCCAGGCGUCUCGGGUAUGGAUCGCGUCGGCUCUCGAGGUCUUGCACGGUGCUGAGCGGCUGGGCAGCGUGUCGCUCGAGGGCGCCCAGGCCUAUGCUCUCGUGGCACACCUCGUCUACAAUACCGAGGGCCCAUCCAGCCGUUUCUACAGGCUCCACACGGCGUCGGUGACGGCUUGUCGCGAGCUCGGAGUUCACCAGGUCGAUAAUGGCCGAGGUAGUCAGCCUCGAGACGAUGCGGCGACGCGCGAGAUCAAGCGGAGGCUUUGGUGGCAUGUCACUGCGACGGACUGGAUGUUGGGCUUCAACUGUGGGCGCCUGGACGGGACUUACACGGUGCAACCACGCCAGAUGAAAGUGGCGCUCCCUCGCAAUCUCAACGACAAAGACCUCUCUAUCGACUCGGACGUGCUGACCUACCCGCCCGGUUUCGCGACCCAGGCCAGCUGUCUGCUCCAGGUCGUCCGGCUGGCCGAGAUCAGCCGCGAAGUGAUUGACGCACUGAACGUGGAGGACAACGACACCCUCGACAGAGCCUACAACGACCGUGUGCUCGCACUCGACAGGCUAUUCAGGGACGCCAUGGACGGCUUCCCCGCGCCGCUGAAGCUCGGGGCGCCCAUAUCCGGCGACGCUCCCAGGUUUCUCUGCCUGCAGCGGGCCGGCAUCCACCUGGGCUUCCACUCGCGCCGGGCUCGCCUGCACCGGCCGUUCCUACUGCUGGGGAAGGAGGCAUUUGGCGGUGGCGGCGAUGAUGAUGGUGGCUCGGAAUGCGGCUCCUUCCAGACCUCUCGAGAGGUAUGCGUGAGCUCGGCGAGAACCGUGCUGGACAUUUCGCUGGACCUGCUAGAACACUCUCUGUUACGGCGUAGAGGGGGUGGACCACCACCACCACCACCACUGGACAGUCGCCGGCGGCCGCGGCCAUCGUCAGCGACUCGCCUGCAGCAUCCCGGGCACGAGGACUGCCCUGGGGCCCCUGUCCACCGCCUCGGCAUCGUCAUCAACCAUUUAUUCUGGGCCUGCGCGAUUCUCGCCUUCGACUCGGGUGGUGGUGUGCGAGCACAGCCGCUGCCGCCGCCGUCACAGCCGCCGCGAGAGCACGGUGCAGCAGAGCGAUUACAGGCAACGGCCAUGGCCGACGGGCCAGACCACGACGCCGACGAUAACGCCGAGGUGCAAGACGCGCUGGCCUACGUGUGCCGGCUGCUUGCCGCCGCGGCCGAGGAGUCGACGGUCGCCGCGGAGCUCGUCCGCGGGAUGAAGGACGUGCUUGGUCGGUUCCGCAUCCGCGGUGUGGGUGGUAGUCGUGACUACGCGGCUGCGUCCGGAGGAGGAGGAGGCGGCGAGGAAGAGGAGGUGGAGGAGGACUACAAGCGCCAUGGCACUGCUGGCGAUUUGCUCACCUCCACUACCACCACCACCGGCCCUCGAGAUUCUGAGGCAUCCACCAAACUAGCCGUGGAUACACCGAGCGCAGCUUUGCCAAACCCAGCUGAAGCAGCAGCAGCAGCAGCAGGCUCGUGGCCAGGCAUGCUUCCUGAUGUUCCUUUCUUGAUGGAUAACCACGCUCCGGCGUCGGACCUGAUGAUGUUGGAUUCCAACGACGGGUUCGGACUUGACAGCUUCAUGGACAGCUUCUUCAGCUCGUCGUAUAUCCCGGAUCUUGAUUGGGCUCUGAUUACUGCCGAGCUCGAUAUGUUCCAUGGUUGAUGAUCUUGCAGAGUUAACCGUGGUAGGUUAUGGCGUUUCGGUAGCUACGGGGACCAUGGUGAUAAUGAGCAGGCACGCAACGCUACCGGGGGGGG
Messenger RNA from Microdochium trichocladiopsis, 2932 nucleotides. RefSeq lists its product as uncharacterized. Gene Ontology annotation, molecular function: zinc ion binding; DNA-binding transcription factor activity, RNA polymerase II-specific; DNA binding. NCBI's taxonomy places the organism in Eukaryota, Fungi, Ascomycota, Sordariomycetes, Xylariales, Microdochiaceae. Gene Ontology annotation, biological process: regulation of DNA-templated transcription; DNA-templated transcription. The record is from RefSeq and is a predicted model, not a curated record. Bases 369 to 2837 code for a protein of 822 amino acids. The transcript has a single exon.